This is a messenger RNA of Ceratina calcarata, 10923 nucleotides long. It is a transcript of the gene Cubn, whose product is annotated as Cubilin. Bases 1 to 10923 code for a protein of 3640 amino acids. The transcript has 49 exons. The record is from RefSeq and is a predicted model, not a curated record. Gene Ontology annotation, molecular function: calcium ion binding. Lineage: Eukaryota; Metazoa; Arthropoda; Insecta; Hymenoptera; Apidae.
AUGGCUACGGGAUCUCAAUGGUUGCUAUUGACUUGGCUGGGACUCAGCGCGGCAUGGAUGGACGAAAGGCCCGUGCUGGAAUCUCGGGACGGAAGUCUGUUCAUUUCCGCGGCGAAAGACAAGAACAUCACUCUGAAGGUCCACGGGUCCGGCUUCUUGAACGUGAACGAUUAUAAUUUGCUCAAAGUCACCCAAGCGGCGGUCCUAGCGACGCGCCGGAUUGAGAGAUGGAGAACCGGAUACAUGACAGAGGUCGAAUCGAAUUUGCAACGGUUGUCACAAAUCGUCGAAGGGCCAGACGGCUUGGAAAGGAAAAUAGCGAUGAUGAGAUUCAUAGAAGGGAACAGCACCUUGCAACCGUUGUACAAAAACGAGACUGCCAAGGGAAUUAACGUGAAGAUUCGUUUGAUUCUUCAACGGCUGCGAAAAGUGGAAGAUAAAGUGAAGUCGAUUGAGACGAAACUGAAAGUAAACGAGUGUACUAGUAAUCCUUGUUUAAACGGUGGCGCGUGUCAAGACUUGUACGAUGGAUAUCAAUGCAACUGCCCAUCCAACUGGGAGGGGCCUAAUUGUAUGGUGGAUGUGAACGAGUGCGUUCGAUUAUUGGGAACGGAUCUCGGAUGCCAGAAUGGAGCCACUUGCCAUAAUCUUCCAGGAUCUUACAGAUGCGACUGUGCACCGGGGUGGUUCGGCCUCCAUUGCACGAAGAAGGAUUCGAUAUGCAAUACACAAAAUUCUAUUGAGUUAUGCGGUCAUGGAGUCUGCGUUGCCAAACCAGGCUCACCACUCGGCUAUAUCUGUAUUUGCGACCAAGGGUGGCAAUCCGAAGGUACCAAUCCAGCUUGCAUCAAGGACGUGAACGAGUGCACCGGGAACCACCGGCCCUGUUCCGUGAACCCAUGGGUCGAAUGUCGAAACGCUCCCGGGACAUUUUUCUGCGAUUCCUGUCCACAGGGUUACACAGGGAACGGUUAUUACUGCACGGACAUCGACGAGUGUCUGCAGGACAACGGCGGAUGCAGCACGACGCCCAGAGUGCAAUGCAUUAAUACAAUGGGUUCGAGAAUGUGCGGUCCUUGUCCCACGGGAUAUCAAGGGAACGGUGUGACUUGCACUUACGUUGGUGGAUGCGCGAUUAACAACGGUGGAUGUCAUCCGUUAGCUAGGUGCAUCGACAGUGCAGCUUUGACGAGCGCCUAUGUGAUCUGUCGUUGCCCAGACGGCAUGAUAGGCGAUGGAAUGGGCCCGAACGGUUGUCAAGCAUCGCCCACUAAUUUAGCUUGCGCAAGUAAUCCCUGCGUGUAUGGCAGGUGCGUCGGGCUUGGUCUACAUUCGUACAAUUGUGUCUGCAAUCCUGGAUACACUGGAGCAACGUGUAACGCUUCGAUAGAUAUGUGUUCACCGAAUCCAUGCAAGAACAACGGUGUCUGCGUGAUAUCGAACGGCGCGAUAGCCUGCGAUUGUCCAUCGACGUACACCGGGGCCAGAUGCGAGAAGCCGCGGCAGACCUGCGGCGGCGUGUCCCGAAAUCCCGUGGGGCAUCUCGAGUUCCCGAUCGGCGGCAACGUUUAUCAGCACGGGCUGAGCUGCGCCUGGGUCCUGGUCACCAACAGCUCGCUCGUGUUGAACGUCACCUUCACGCGUUUUAAUCUCGAACUGUCGCCCGACUGCAAGUACGAUUUUCUUCAGAUACACGACGGUAGGAACGCCGGGAGUCAGAUGAUCGGCCGAUUUUGCGGUGAUAAGGUCCUCCAUGGGAACGGGACUAUCGUGUCCUCGCACAAUUCUCUGUACUUCUGGUUCCAUUCGGACAGCAGCAUAUCUCACGAUGGGUUCGCGUUUCAUUGGAACAGCAUCGAGCCGGUCUGCGGCGGCAGGUUGACGAAUGAUUACGGUACGAUCAGCUCGCCGGGAUCACCGGGCAGGUAUCCGCCGAACAGAGAUUGCUAUUGGACGAUCACCGUCAAACCGUCCAAGAGGAUACAGAUACAUUUUGGACAACUGAUGCUCGAGGAACAUCCGACGUGUAACGCUGAUUAUCUCGCGAUCAGUACUAUUCAUGGUGAAAAUUUAGGCCGUUAUUGCAAUCACACGCAUCCACCGCCUCUCGUGGUACCGUCCUCUAAGGCUGUCAUUUAUUUCCAUUCUGACAACGCUGGCCAAGAUGCUGGCUUCCAGAUUCACUAUUCUGCAAUCGAAGGCUUGCCGGGUUGCAACGACGUGUACACCUUGCCGUCAGGUGUUAUCAACAAUCCCAGUAAUAUGAACAGUGUUGAGGAGUUGGAGUGCGAGUGGAAAAUACAAAUGUCUGUCGGUGAACGGGUGGAAAUCAGUUGGACCCAAUUCGAUCUCGCUGAAACCGAUUGUUCACAUGAAUAUGUUGAGGUUUACGACGGUGAAUCCAUUGAAUCACCGUUGAUCGGACGAUAUUGCGGCAAGAUGAUUCCACUUACGGUCAGAACGAACUCCAACGUGGUACUAGUUUUAUUCAAAUCGACUCUUCUGGGGAUGAAGGGUACCUUCGCCCUUUCGUACAACGUCAUCUGCGGCGGUACAUUCACACAGGAGUCAGGAAUCAUUCAAUCGCCGACGAACCCACCGUCCGAUCGAAUGCUCAGGUGUAUCUACGAUAUCACGCAGCCAUCGGAUAGAAGAAUUGUACUAAACAUCUUAAGCCUGGACAUCCGCAGACAUCCUUUGAAGUCCGACUGUGACAUAAAUUACUUCCGGGUGUACGAUGGUCUCACCGAGAACAACACUCGUUUAGCGAACCUCUGCGGUACCGACGCCGUUACGUCCAAAGACGACGUGACUUUCUACUCGACGCACAAUUCGAUGAUGCUGAAAUACGUGAACAUGGCGAGCCCGCAGGAUCGCGGCUUCAUAGCAAAUUACACCACUUUCAAGAACAGAUGCGGAGGAUUGUACACGGAAUCGAAUGGGAUGAUACAGUCACCUUCUAAAGAUGGUGUGUAUACGAACGACGAGGAAUGCAUCUGGACUAUAGUUGCACCCCCGGGUAAUGUGGUGCAGCUUACUUGGCUGAACUUCGAUUUGGAGCAUAACAUUCGUUGUCGAUUUGACUACGUCAGCGCUUACGAGAAUUAUCUGUCGUCUGGCAAGGAAUUGCUUGGAACUUUCUGCGGGUCGACCAAGCCACCGGUAUUGAUAACAGAAGGGAACACAUUGACGAUAGUCUUCCAUUCGGACUCGUCGAUAAAUCGUAACGGCUUCGUGGCAACAUACAUUUUCAUUGACGCAAGGAAGGUCUGCGGUGGUCAUUUCUUGAAAUCGGUUGGCGUCAUCCGGUCACCGGAAUACCCUCGCGCAUACCCGAACAGAAAGGAGUGCACAUGGAUCAUCGAAGCGCCGAACAGGCAAAGAAUCAUUCUGAACAUAACGCAUUUUGAGCUGGAGGGGCAAACCAAUUGCUUGUUCGAUUAUUUGGAAAUCAGGAACGGUGGUUACGACAAUUCACCGUUGAUUGGCAAAUAUUGUGGGACCAACAUUCCAACCGAAAUUAUAUCCCAGACUAAUAAAUUAUAUCUGAAAUUCGUGUCCGACCAGUCGAGAUCGUUCCCUGGAUUCUACAUAGAGUGGGACAGUACAACGAUCGGCUGCGGUGGAGAUUUGCACGCUGCUAAUGGUGACAUCAUAUCGCCGAAUUAUCCGAAGGAGUACUCGCAGCUGGCUGAGUGUCAAUGGAGGAUCAUGGUAGCUGAAGGCAGUUGGUUACGACUGACGAUAGUCGACUUACAACUGGAAGAACACGUCAGGUGUAGAGCCGACUAUAUCGAGAUAUCGGAAGGAUUCAAUCGACGCAACAGCCAGAGAUAUUGUGGCAACCCUUAUCCCAACAUCAUCGAGACGACGUCCAAUAUAAUGAACAUUCGGUUCCGUAGCGACUAUACAAGUUCCGGUCGCGGUUUCCAUCUCAAGUAUGAGACAGUGUGUCGGAACACUGUACAAGGUUUCCACGGCGUAAUAGAGUCUCCGAACUUCCCGGAGAAAUACGACCAUAAUUUAAACUGCAGCUGGAAAAUUGUAGCGCCAAUAGGCAACAAGAUCAAUUUGACGUUUUCCCAUUUCGAGCUGGAGGGCUUCGAUUGGGAGACCGGUUGCAAUUACGAUUACGUGGACAUAGGAGAGGGCGAGAAUGACGAGAUGACGAAUCAUCUUGUUAGGCUCUGCGGUUCUGAGACUCUACCAGAGAAGAUACACUCGUCGAUGCAUGAAGUGUUCGUCAACCUCGUUACCGAUUCGAUGAUUGCGUACGGAGGCUUCCGGCUGGAGUGGGUGGUCGACGGAUGCGGCGGCCACCUCACGAGGCCCUUCGGCGAGUUCACGUCGCCGGGGUAUCCGUCAUCCUACCCGUAUAACGUCAACUGCGAAUGGCUGAUCGAAGUGGAUCACACGCACAGCAUUGAACUCACCAUUCAUGACAUAAAUACCGAGAAACAGGCGAGUUGCUACUUCGACAAGCUGCAGAUCUACAGCGGCGAGAACGACAAUGCGCCGUUGCUCGUCGAAAUUUGCUACUCGAAGAAGCCCGUGAUCUACACCAGCUUCGGGAACAAGAUGUUCCUGCGAUUCCACUCGGAUAUAUCAUACGCGUCCCGUGGUUUUAACGUCAGCUAUAAGACUGUGCCGAUCAAGUGUGGCGGUCUGUACACCGCCGACACUGGGAUUAUAUUCUCCACUAAUUAUCCGCAAAAUUAUCCUAAAAAGGAGAACUGCGAAUGGCUGUUGCAAGUGGACAGGCACCACGUUGUCAACUUCACUUUCUUGGACUUUGAUCUCGAAGAGACAAUCAAUUGCACUGAUGAUUACGUCGAGGUAUAUGAUGGCCCGACGAAGAACUCUCCGUUGAUGGGCAGACAUUGUCGAACUGCUAUACCACCCCCUUAUUUGUCAACUGCUAACGAAAUGUUGAUAGUUAUGAGGACGGACGGUAUAUUGUCAGCGAAAGGGUUCAAGGCGAAAUACGCGAAGGCGUGCGGUGCUCGUAUAACAAUCAAGGAUGACGAGCCAGGAUACCUCACUCCAUCCAUGUCUUACACCUUAAGCGAGCCAUUUGAAAGCAACGAGUUGAAUUGCACCUGGAUAUUAGUCGCUGAGAAUCCAGCGGAUCACGUGACAGUGACUUUCUCGCACAUCGAUAUAAACGUAGACGGCUUCUACUACGACGACCAUUGCUCGUGGAACCACGUGGAGGUGUUCGAGGGAGAAGGGCUGGAUGGCCCGUCUCACGGCAAAUGGUGCGAUAACGUUGUACCAUUGCCGGUAACCAGCUCCGGGAACGCGCUCACCGUGAAUUUGCACUCAAGUUACGAUUUCGUCGGACACUUCGCUCUCACCUACACCACAUUAAAUUCAGCGUGCGGUGGGAAUUACACUUCGUACAAAGGGAGGAUUGCUUCCCCGAAUUACCCGAACAGUUACCCGUUGGACGCAGAGUGUAUUUGGAUCCUGCACACCUCGCCCGGUAGCAGGCUCAGCCUGACCUUCAACGAGUUCGAUCUACAGCAGAGCGAGAACUGCGAGCUGGAUUAUCUGGAGAUACGAGAGGAGAGCGGGAUUGGGAAACUGAUCAGCACUUCCUGCGGGAAGCUCAUCGCACCGGUCUUGACGUUUAAGAACCUCUGGAUCAAGUUCAAGAGCGAAGGCGACGACGUUGGAAAAGGAUUCGUAGCUGAGUUCACUAUGAGUAGCAGUAACGAACUGAGCGGUCCUGUGGGAAGAAUCACUUCUCCCCUUUAUCCAAUUCCUUACCUAAGAAGCGAACCUCUCGACUGGCGAAUCACCGUGGAGUUCGGCUCAGUGAUUCGAAUAGACGUCACUGAUUUGUUCAUCGAGUCACCUGAAUUCUACUGUCACUCACAACUCGAGAUAUUCGACGGUUACAAUACGGAGGCACCUUCCCUGUUGGCGACUUGUGGCCUCGAUAGGCCAAAGCCUGUUACUACUUCUAGCAACGUUGCUUUCAUCAAGUUGACCAUGUAUCUGGUCCGUCAGGGUAGCGUUUUCGACCUCAAUUGGAUUCAAAUACCACGGGACUUCGACCCUACGAAUCCAGACAAAGAAACAAAACUGGGCAACUGCUCGGAGGAAAUAACUCUGACCUAUCCGUACGCCAACUCCCACAUAAUUACCUCGCCCGGCUGGCCGAACGGUUACGACGUGAAUCUUCAAUGCUCCUGGUUGUUCACGUCUCCGGUCGGUACUCAUCUGCUAUUUAAGGCAGAAGUUAUGGACCUAGAAGAGAGUUUCGGUUGCCUGGCCGAUUACGUAUCGGUUUACUCUGGAAAUGCAUUGAUGGACACAGACGACACGGAACUGCUGGGUAAAUUGUGUCUGGCGAACUCCACCUCCCUUUGGCUGGAAAAUGAUAACAACGUGAUGACAGUCAAGUUCCAGUCGGACAGCUAUUUAAAUAAGACAGGCUUUCGGGCUCACGUCUUUGUAGGUUGCGGAGGUAAAAUGGAGGGACCGAACGGUGUGAUAGAGAUCGGCAAUUCGACGACGAUGAGAGGGAACGGUCGUGGUAUGCAAGAUCUCUGCAAGUGGACUGUCGAAGUGAGAUCUGGUAGAAUGAUAGAGGUGAAGAUCAAGGAGAUGUCGAUUAAGCAAGGACCCAGCUUUACCUGCACCGACAACUAUUUAAUGCUUAAGAAUGGUGGCGAGGAAACGUCGCCUCUGCUUGGUGCUGGCAUGUACUGCGGGGACGUGACUCCCACUACUCUCCAAACAACCGGGAAUCGGCUUUUCGUGAAGGCGCAUGGCUUGCAAGGCAAUAUUAGAUUCAUGCUGACUUACAGGGAGGUGGGCAUAGACUGCGGUGGUCAGUAUAUACUGUCUAACAAGCAGAAAAAAUGGGAGAUCAGUACACCGAAUUACCCGAACAUCCCUCAUCCGUUCUCUGAAUGCACGUGGACCGUGAUGGCCUCGAACAAGGACAGAAUAACUCUCAAUUUCAUCGAGAGAUUCGAUUUGAGCAACACCCUCAACUGCGAGGACGAGUACGUCGAGGUCAGGGACGGCGGGACCGACAGUUCGAAGCUACUUGGGAGGUACUGCAAAGACGUGGCGCCCAGCACCAUGAUCAGCACCGGAAACGUGAUGUACGUUCACUUCUACACGAACGUCCCGGAGCCGAGGAAUGGGUUCAAAGCUGUUUUCUCUAUUGGAGAGAAUUGCGGUGGAAUUAUUCGAGAGGACAAGGGCAUUAUUUCGUCGCCUAAUUAUCCACUCUUCUACCCGAAGAAUGAAACUUGCUUGUGGAUUGUCGUCGGUCCAACCGAUCAUACGUUGAAGUUCAAUUUCCUUGAUAUACAUCUGCCCGGCUUCCGCGUCUGCAAGAACUCGGAUUACGUGCAGAUCUUCGACAAAAUGCCUAUGAAUGACACGUCAGUUUUCUAUAACGAUUUUUCUUCAGUAUUCGAGCUUGGAACCUACUGUACCCAAACGAUACCGGAGCCCAUCGAAACGGCGUCUAACGAGGCUGUGGUCAAAUUCACAAGCGAUAAUUUCGAGUAUAUACCAUACAGGGGAUUCAGCAUGAACUUUUCAUCCAGCCGAGAAGUUUGCGGUGGUGAAUAUACUGCCAUGGAAGCAACUCUCAAGUCUAGCGGGUAUCCGAACGUCGCGACGCGCCCAAGAUACUGCGAUUGGAGAAUCAAGGUACCAAGGGGAUUCCACGUGGUCAUUGAGAUAUUAGACAUGGACAUUACCACUCAAGUUCUUGUAAGAUAUCGUGACUCAAGAGUCGGCUUAUAUCCAUCGUUCUACAACGAUUUUCGUUACAAAUCCAGGAUAAAGUUGAACCCAGAUAAUUCGACUGUAGGGCUGAUCAGAAGUUCCAGCAAUAUGAUGAUGGUUGGUUUUUACCUAACAAGCGGCCACCGUGGUUUGAAAUUCCGUUACCACGCGGAAGCGCCGGCUCCCUGCGGCGGAGUCAUAAGCUAUGUUAGGGGCAACUUAACAGGCCCAAGGUAUCGACCUUUCAACGAAUCAUCCUACUACUGCCAGUGGGAAAUGCAGGCGCCAGAAAACAUGAUUGAUGAUAAUAAUAAUAAUUACACCGAAUUAACGUUCACAGUGAAAGUGAUGGGCGUUGUCAAUGGGCUGCCACACUUGUCACGAAAUAGAAUCUGUUAUAAUAAUCAGUACAUCUCAGUUACCGGUAAAAUAAUUAAUAACCCACAAGGUAAAUCCAGUUCGCCAGUGGCAAGUAAACUGUGCGGACGGAUGGAGGAUCAUAACAUCACCAGCACGUCCAACGAACUGUGGAUUGAGUACAUGGGCACGGAUGAAACGAACGACUUUGAAUUCUUCCUGGAACCUGCGAACAACGGCUGCGGUGGCGUUCUACGUGCCAACAGUCGAGAAAUCGCAUCGCCUAAGUUCCCUGCACGGUAUCCUAAUAACGCAGAGUGUACCUGGGAAAUAAACGCUGAUAGCGGUUACCACAUUAGUCUGAGAUUCGUCGAUCGUUUCAACUUAGAGACCAGCGCCAACUGCGAGAAGGAUUACAUACAGAUUUUCGACUGGACGACGCUGUCGAACGACUCCUUGGUCGAAGGGUGGAAGGAGCUGGGCAAGGUCUGUGGAAGGGACACACCGCCGGCGUUCAAUUCGAGCGGCAGUAGUAUGAAAGUGGUCUUCCACUCGAACGAGGCGAUUCAGGGCGACGGAUUCCGUGCCGUCUGGACGGAAGCCUGCGGCGGCAUUUACGAAGUAACUUCGAAACACAGAAAAACCAUUGUCUCGCCUAGGUAUCCGAAGUACUAUCCGAAAAAUAUAUUCUGUAACUACACCCUAUUGGCGCCCGAGAAGAGCAUGAUCAUCAAGUUCAUAGAUUUCCAGCUUGAAACCAGUAUCGAGGGGCUUCAGAAGGCCUGUCGCUAUGAUAACUUGACGAUGAAAUAUAUAAUUAGGUACGGGGAGGACGAACAAACGUGGUGCGGAACGGACAAGCCACCUAUAAUAAAAUCGAAGGACAGAACCGAGAUCAUUUUCAGAACAGAUAAUUUCCUCCAGCGAGCCGGUUUCGCGUUCGAGUACUUCCUAAACGAUUGCGGCGGAACGAUAACAGCCCCGACAGAUAUCAGCUCCUUGUCAAACGGCCAGAAAUAUGUGAAUGGAUUGCAUUGCAAUUGGGAAAUCAAAGCGCCCGCGGAUAAGAGCAUCGUGCUACGCUUCGAGCUGUUCGAAAUGGAAUACACUCACCAAUGCUAUUUCGAUAAAGUGUUGGUUUACGAGGGGCUGGUCGCGGAGGAUUCAAAGAAGCUGGCCACACUUUGUGGAAAUCUCACGCGAAAUUUACCUAUCAUCAAAUCUCGAUCUAACUCUAUGCUAGUCCGUUUCGAGGCGGAUGAAUACGGUGAAUACCGCGGCAUAGCAGCAAAGGUGAUGUUCACUAAGAGCGAAGAGGCAGGCUGCGGUGGCAGUAUUAAUUUAACCGCUACUCAAAAUCAAUCGUUCAAGACACAAAUGGGUACCACGUACGACAGUCUGGAGGACUGCCACUGGACUGUGAUAACGUCACCAGGAAAGAACAUCAAAUUCACCAUCAACAAAAUGGACAUUAGAUACUUUAUUUAUUCUAACAGUACAGAUAAAUGCACGGGAGAUUUCAUCGAACUUCGUGACGGUGCUGGACCUCACGCUGAACUCAUAGGAAGAUACUGUGGCAAUCAACCACCGAUUCCUAUAUUCUCCAGCACGAGUGCACUUUGGAUAAGAUUCUUCAGCGAUGGGACGGAGGAAGGAACUGGAGUCACUGGGACACUGGAAGCAGUAGAUGGAAUGUGCGGGUUUGCACCGGCAGUAAUAAAUAAUACGAAGCAGGUGCUGACUUCACCGAAUUAUCCUAACAAUUACGAAGUAGGCUCGAGGUGCCGUUGGUUGUUAAGAGCCGAAGGAUUAUACGUCGAUAGACUGCACAUACGUUUCUUGGACUUCGAUCUGACUAACUCGAAAUUGUGCGAGGACGAUUACGUUCAAAUCAGAGACACGUCGAAUCGACAGAUCAUCGAGGAAGGUUUUGGCGAGAAUUUCAUUUGGUCCGAAGACGACAACAGGCAAAUCAAUGAUUUUCAACCGAUGGCGACGUACAAAUACUGCGGCGACAAACUGCCUCAUGAUUACUACAGUUACAGUACCGAGAUCGAAGUGAUGUUUAAAAGCGACAUAGGCAGACAUAAGGGUUUCAAGUUGGAAUACGGUACUUCGACCUGCGAUCGGAACUUCACCGCGGAAACGGGUCGGAUCAUCCACGACAGCAUCGAGGAUUGCUGGAUCACGAUCACGGCCCCUCCUAACCACACGAUCUCUCUGUACUUCAACCAAAUAAUAAUCUACGACGCGGACGAGUGCACAAGUUCUGCGUUGCAGGUGUUCGAUGGCGAUUUUAAUGGAAAACUGAUGGCAUCGUUGUGCAACGUGGGUGUUCCGAGUCCCUUAUUUAGUACGGGAAACAAGGUGAGCUUGCAUUCUUGGACCCAGUGGCAUAACACGUACGAGUACUACGACAUCACGUAUACAACCACGGAUCAAGGUCGCGGCUGCGGUGGUCGAAUAUUUAAUUACGGGGGAUCGUUCUCAUCGCCGAUGUAUCCGAACGAGUAUCGGAAUGACACGAAUUGCAUCUGGGAAAUCAGCGUGCCGGUUGGCUUAAAAGUCACCCUCACGUUCACGGUGUUUGACAUAGGCACAAAAAGCACUUGCAAUUAUUCGUACAACUUAGUUGGAAUCUAUAAUUACGAUUCGAAUGGAGAGCUGCAGCUAGCCCAUCUUUAUUGCGGAGGGGACGAACCGGCACCGUUCGAGGCUACCGGCAAUCGAAUAAGAGUGACGUACGCUUCAUCUGUGAACAACGUCGGCACCGGGUGGACUGCUAUUUUCAACAGCAAGAGUGAUUAG